GUUAAUUUUUCCCUGUCACUUGCCCUUCGCGCGUACAGCGUCGUGUAACCAAGUCAAUUCUCGCACCAAAGGCGGCCGAAUUCUGGCUGGAUUUUAUCGCUGGAGUGAAGAAUUUUAUCAUUUUGGAGGAUUUGAAUGAACCCGGAGGGUAUGUGGACACGGACCGUCGGUUUAACGGAAGGCAAUUCCAAAUCGCUUGACCUUUAAGUGGUCCGUGUCCACCAUCCUCCAGGGAAGAACACUGACCCCUGACCCCAGCGAAGCAUCAAUCAGUCACCGGAGGGGAAAAUUGAGACGAGACGAAACAUUUCAUGGGAGCACUCUCUGCUGAUGCAGAGACUAAACGGAACAAACCCUGAAAAAAAUACUGCGAGUUUUCAGAGAAAUGUAAACGAUGAAUCGACGAUUGCGAGGAACUGUUGACCAUAGCAGAAUGUGAUCAACUGUAGACUUUACCGGGUUAACAUGUCGACUACUGCCUCCCCCGCUCCCUUAGCUCCCAAGGGCAAAGCGGGGUCAUCGCACUCUUGGGAAGAAUGGACGCAACAACUGCAAGCAUACGUAGCCUGGGUCAACUCGCAGCUCAAGAAGCGACAGGGAUGCCGCAUUAUCGAGGACCUGAGGCGGGACAUGCAGGACGGCGUGCCGCUGGUUCAUCUGGUGGAAAUUGUCUCUGGGGAGACACUGGCCAGAGUUGAUUACAACCCUCAGACCACGACGGCGAUGAGGGAAAACGUGGAACGUGUGCUGCAAUUCAUGGCGUCAAAGAGAAUUCGCAUGCACCACACGUCCGCCAAGGACAUCGUCGAUGGCAAUCUGAAGGCCAUCAUGAGACUAAUCUUAGCUCUCGCGGCCCACUACAAGCCAAGCAGCGUCAAGCAGACGCCCCAGUCGUCCAGCGCCUCCGCAACGCCCACCGGGCGCAAAGCCCAGCGCCAGGCCUCCUUUGUUGCCAUGGCAGCCAAUGCCGCGGCUGCCAUCCACGACGUCCGGAAGGAGGCGGCUGGGGCCGGGUCGUCGCUACGGCGAUACAGAGAACAAAGAGGAAUGGGCCUCCGUAGUCGCAACUCCACCUCCCCGGCCACUAAAGACCAGAUACAGCAGAGGUUAAUGGCUAGCUCAAGCUCUGACAGCGAGCGUCCAGCCUCCAGAGCCAGCCCCCUCCCCUCCAUGGUAGCACCCUCACCCAGUCCCACCCCUAGCAGCAUCACACGGUCCAGUGAUCGCUCCAUCACCAGCAGUCCCAGGCUGCAUGUGGGCAGCGUGCCCCAGAUGUCCGACUCAGACCAAGGAAGUCCAGAGGAGGGAAGAUCACGAUCAAGCUCUCGGCGGUCCUCCAUCGCUUGGAGUGAGGCCCUCCUUGAAGAACACAAUGAAAUGACGGGGGACCUCGAGAAUACUAAGAAACUGCUGAACCAGCUACAAGAACUGUUACUAAGUGGCAGACCCCAAGAUGACGAUGGUAGCUCAGAGGCAGAGGAGGAUCAGAUGAUGUUUGAAGGAUCAAACGCCAAGGAACAAUUGGUCAUCCUGCAAGCCAGGCUUCAUCAGAGCCAAGAGGAGUGCAGCCAGCUCAAAGGGGAACUCUCUAAGGUCAAGCAGGAUUGUCGCAAUCUACAGGGAACUAAGGCUGGGCUGCAGUCGCGUCUGACCGAGCAAGAUAACGCCCUCCUCCAAAUGAAGGCGGAGCUUCUGAGGGUGGGCUUCACCCAACAGAACCAAGACGCCGAAAAGACGGAUCUCAAGAGGCGAUUGGAGGAGAAGGAGCGCAUGACCUCUGACCUGACCCGGCAGAUGAACCAGAAGGGGGACCUGCUCAAACAGCAGCAGGAGCAGAUAGAGAGUCUGACACAGCAGCUGCAGGAACUCAACUCCUUCAAGACUGAGCUACAGAACCAGCUAGAGAACAAGACCAACUCUACAGACUACGGGUUGCAGACGCAGCUACAGGAACUGACGCAACGCUUGGACAACGUCAAUAUGGCUGAGGCGAAUCUUGCCGCUCACAUCACUUCUCAAGACAGACAGUUGAUGAGGCUGGAAGAUCGAAUGCGCAGCGGCGCAGUACUCCCAUUCAAAGAGGGCUCGGAGGAAUUACAAACGAUGCGAAGCUCCCUGCGGAGCCUGAGGUCCAACAUGAGCAGCCAUGACCCCAACCACCACUCUCUAGACUCGCUAGAGCAGGGUAUUUGUACAUUAAUGGACCAUUUAUCAAUGUUAAAACACCGUGGCAUACACAAAGACAGCGACACUAGCUCCACAGAGAGCCUAUCGAGGCGAUACUCAACAGACAGUAACUCACAAGAACUCAACCAUCGCUCAUCUCAUCAACACUCAAACCAUGGCAAGCCCCGCGCCUCCUCCAUUUCCUCCACGAGCAGCAACCCCUCGGCUUGUACCAAGGUCUUGUACUUCACCGAGAGGACAGUUACUCCAUUCAUGAACUCCAUUCCUAAAAAGCUUGGUGAAGUCACCCUUGCAGAUUUCAAGCAGAUAUUUGACAGGGAAGGCAAUUACCGGUAUCACUUCAAAGCUCUGGAUCCAGAAUUUGGAACAAUCAAGGAAGAAGUUGAAGAUGAUGACGCAAUUCUGCCCGGCUGGGAAGGGAAGAUCGUAGGCUGGGUAGAGCAGGAUAACGGCUAGUUCCAGUGGGAGGAUGCGCACAGGAAAGAACAGCUGUUCCCACAAAGUGCAAACUUUCAACUUUGUUUGUUGUGUCUGUUUUUAUUUUUGUAAGUUCUGUUUGUCUUUACAUGUUUUUUUAAAGGUUGGAAACAUUUUGGUUUGGUAUUAAGCUGAAAUCUUUCGCUUGCACGUGACUCAUCAAAAGAGGCUAAAAAAAACCGUGCCUUGUUUUUGAAGGUUGUACUCUCUAUUCGAAAUCUACUCAAAACUUUGAACUUAAACAAUUCUGCUAACAUGGGAGAUACCGGUAACUUAAAAUUCUCCAUUCUCUGCACUUAAUGCAAAAACAAAAUCCCAACAAAUUACCAUACAUUAGGGCAUCCAUUUUUUAUUUCUAUGGUUCUCAUAUUUUUUGCCUGAAGGGUGUGGUAGGUCGGGGAAGAAAUCUGAAGAAAAAAAUGCUGUUGCACCAGUAAUGGCUAACUGAACUGAUACCAAGUGCGUAUUGUAUCUAGUUGUGUUUAUGAGUAUAUCAUGAGUUGAUGUCACUGAACAAAAUAAUAAUGCCAUCUUUGGCAGGAUGUACAGGGUGGUU
Molecule: messenger RNA, 3220 nt
Organism: Patiria miniata (bat star)
Lineage: Eukaryota; Metazoa; Echinodermata; Asteroidea; Valvatida; Asterinidae
Gene: dixdc1
Product: dixin-like
Exons: 20
Coding region: 466-2643 (725 amino acids)
Biological process (GO): canonical Wnt signaling pathway
Cellular component (GO): cytosol
Molecular function (GO): protein binding
Source: RefSeq, a predicted model, not a curated record